AUGUAGAAGCAAAGAUCACAGCUAAAGUGGAGAUAAGAAGCAACCAAUACUUUCAACUGGAAUGCAACUCAAAAACUUUCAUGGUCCGUAGUUAAUGCUUUCAUUGAUGUCUAGACCAGUCCAGAUGGAGAUGUCUAUGCCAUUCAAAGUAUCGAAUCCGAAAUGGAAACCAAGAAGUACUUCGUUUACCUUUACAGUAUCACAUCCAAUAUCUGGUCAUUAACUGAUGCUAACUUUUAAGCAAAGGCUGUUAGAUUCGACAGACUUGGAAAUAUUUACUAUUUGGACUAAAAUAAUUGCAUCCUCAAUUCUUAGAAACAGAAGUUAAUCUGUGGUUCAUUUGACUUUGAAGUCACUGUUAAUAGAGAGAUCUAUCUUUUGCAUGAUGGUCUAGGCGCUUUAACUAAAGAUACUCUAUCAACUCCAUGGAGAAGCGUUGGAGUUGAAGACUAUACGUACAAGGCCCUCUCUGGUUAUAAGGGCAUUACAUUGCUGAAAGACUAGCCCAUCUUGAUUUAGAGUGAUGGAACUGUUGACUCCAAUUACGGUGGGGAAAAGCUUGUUAGUAUUAGUGCCGGUAUCGAUGGUUCUUUGUGGGCUUUAAAGCAAGAGGCAAAUGUAAUCAACUAUCAAAUCCUCAAAUGGUAAACAGUUGCAUAAAAAUGGUACAUAGUCUCAGGCGCUAGAGGAGCCAGUCUAUCAGCUUACAAUGAAAUCUCUGUAGCAAUAGUUGAUGAAAAAGGUCUACUUAGUCUUUCAUCUUAGGUAGGACAUCAGGAUGAGGCAUAAUAUCUUGGUAUAGUGAGCACAGCACAUACUUCUACUGCUCCUACAUUAUAGUAAAUUACUAAUGUUCCAUCAACUACAAAUAUUCCAGCAACUACAGAUGCUCCAGCAACAACAUAUGUUCCAGCAACAACUGAAAUUCCAAGUACUACAGUUGCUCCAACUACUACAGAUAUUCCAACUACUACAGUUGCUCCAUCUACAACUGAUAAUCCAAUUACAGUACCUCCAUCUACUACAGAUAUUCCAACUACAGUACCUCCAACCACUAAUAUGCCUCCAGCAAUUGUAUCAACAACUCCAGAAGUGUUUCCAACGAUUAUCGGUCAACCAUCAGACUCAUUCGUUACUAAAAUCACAUUUAAGAAGUUUGCUCAAAAAGUAAACGAAACUUUUGGUACAAACAUUAAGUCUUUUACUCAAGUCUUUAAUGCUUAAAGCUGGUAAAAAUAACGUGAUGAUGCUAUGAAUGCCAUACUUUUAAAGAGUCGCAUCUUUGGCUUCAUCUUAACAAAUGCUGGUCCAAUUCUAGGAUUCUAUUACGAAGAUCCAAUAUUAACAACUUCUUAGGGUAGUGAUGGAAAAUUAUUAACAAAUACUAUGAUUUAUGGAAUCUCAAGCGACCAUUUCUCCUAUAAAGAGUAUGAAGAUAACUACUAAACAUAUUUUGGACCAUUUGUUGAGGGCAACCCAGCAAUGCAAAUCAUCACAACUCCUAGAGCAAGAAUAACAUUUUUCCCAUCAUGCCAAAAUUUUAUUGGGUCGGAAAAUGUAGCUGAGUGCUUUACUGGUACUAAUUUCGAUUAAAUGGAAUAGUGCUAUUGGACACUCUUAAAACCCAAAAAUAGUCCUCCUGAUUUUGAAUGUAAACAAAUAGAGUAUUAUCAAGGCAAUUUACAAUGA
Messenger RNA from Stylonychia lemnae, 1689 nucleotides. The record is from the annotation of a GenBank genome assembly. Lineage: Eukaryota; Ciliophora; Spirotrichea; Sporadotrichida; Oxytrichidae.